UUUUCUGUCUCGUGAUUCCGCUUCUCAUGUUUCUGUCCUGUUCCAAGCACAUCUACGCGUGAUAAAAUCCGCUGGCCCCUGGCUCAUCGCACACCCUGCAGUCGACCCAUCAGCGAAAUCCCCGCCCCCAUCAUGUAACACCCUCUUCCUUCGCCUCCUAUAUUCUGCUUAACACAACGACGGUGUAGCAUUUGACGAUACAAGUCGACAUUGCACAGGCGCCCCAGUGCAUUGGGCAGACAGCCUGUAUAAUGAUCAAUCCAAGAAAUGGAAGCAAUACGCCCAAAACAUCCGCUUAGAUUGGAUGACGGGACCGCACUGAUUUCUGGAAUUCUCACUUGUAGUGGCUUAUCUCGCACCAAACCUCAAGGAUGGGCAUGUAUUCUGCCCUCUACCCUUCGUUACUUAAAUGCCAUCCCAUCUUCUCUCGGACCAUUGCACGCGGCCGUCUCAAAUCGCAUACAAAUGCGUUUGGGGCUCACGCAAGGCCAUCUCUCUGUGCCUCGAUACUGUCGUCAAUCUGACGGCUACAUCGAACAUCACAACUCUAUUGGUGACGAUGGGAAAUUCCUUGUUGGCCAAGUCGUCGAAGAGACGAAUGCAAUGUGUAAGUACCUCAGUACAUCCGUACCUAUUGUGAGCGUCCAACCCCCCCGGGCGACAACCCACCAGAAGGCCUUGGGAAGGGGAAUGGGCAAGACCGACGGAGAUCCUACGACAGGCAGGACACUGUUCGUCCACAUCGGUUAUUACUGUUCGGCAUGGUUUGGUCUGCCCCAAUCAUCCAUGACCAUGCAUGCCCUUCUUGCUUGUCCCGCUGAAGCCGGUGCCUCACUGCCGGGGACCAGCAGCCACUCGGCCGACCAAGCCACGAGGCCAGCCGACAUGUUGUCCAACCACGACGGCUGUCCCUUGACUGGUCACCUUGCUUUGCAGUGGCCCCCAUUGCAUCUCGCGUUACCGCUCACAUGCAUGCUUGUCAACAAGGCAAUGGUGUCGUGUCAUGCACGAAACUACUUUGCCCACCCGCCGGUGCACAUUCUGCGAAAUAUCCGAUCGUUCAUCAAUCUGCGGUUGCCUCUGCCUUAAACCCCCAGAGAAACCAGUUUCAACACAGGGGGUGUGAUAGGUCAUCGUUUGACCAGCGGGCCAUCCGGCAUCCCCGAUUUGCUCUGCUUGUGAAAUUAUCGCAAGACACCUGCGAGUGAAACGUCAAAGGCUUAAGAUGCCACCGCGAUGGGCAACUAAACUUGCUCAACCUGACCGGAAGCAUGUAACAACAUCUGAGUUGUUUCCCUGGCUCUGACCGGCCAACACCAGGCGCACAACUUCUGGUACCCAAUCUCUUG
Colletotrichum navitas is the source of this 1349-nucleotide messenger RNA. RefSeq lists its product as uncharacterized. The coding region runs from base 268 to 1089 and encodes 273 amino acids. The record is from RefSeq and is a predicted model, not a curated record. The transcript has a single exon. NCBI's taxonomy places the organism in Eukaryota, Fungi, Ascomycota, Sordariomycetes, Glomerellales, Glomerellaceae.